AUGUCGUGUAGGCGUUGUAGACCAUACGUCCGCCAUCUCCGCCUCUCUGCCAACAGGGGCUACUCCUCCGAGUCGGAGAUCCUCGAGCUCUGCUCCUCGGGCUGCCCCUCGCAGGCGCUCCGCCGUCUGAGAUCCGUUGAUCCAGGCGGCGGAGCAGCCGAGUCCCCGCCGCUCGUCUACGCUUCCCUCCUGCAAUCCUGCACCAGGCGCUUCUGCUUCCCCUCCGGAGAGCAGCUCCAUGUUCACGUCCUCAAGUACGGCCUCGACUCGGACCGCUUCGUCGGCAACAGUCUGCUGGCCCUCUACUUCAAGCUCUGCCCAAACUUUGACUCCACCCGGAAGGUGUUCGACGAGCUGCCCCAUAGAGAUGUGGUCGCCUGGACCUCGAUGGUGUCCGGCUAUGUCCGCGCCGGCAGGCCCCGCGAGGCCGUGGGGCUCAUCAAGGAGAUGUGGGCUCUGGGGGUUGACCCCAACGCCUUCACUCUGUCGGCCGCCGUGAAGUCCUGCUCAGAGAUGGGCAGCAGCGGCGGGGGCGGCGGCCUCCUGCUGGGGAGGAGCUUCCACGGGGUCGUCUUCUCGCUGGGCUAUGACUCGAACCCCGUCAUCUCCAGCGCGCUGAUCGACAUGUACGGCAACAAUUCGUCCCCGGAGGACGCUCUCCGCGUCUUCGAGGAGGUGCCCUCGCCGGACGCCAUCUGCUGGACCUCCGCGAUCUCGGCGCUCACCCGCAGCGACCGAUUCGAGGCGGCGCUGUGGGUCUUCGUCUCCUCCGUACGGAAGAGGCGGCGCCGCCUGUUUCCCGAUGGGUUCACCUAUGGGAGCGUGCUCACUGCUCUGGGUAACCUGGGGAGGCUCCGCCAGGGGAAGCAGGCGCACGCCUUGGUGAUCACCUCCGGGAUCAGCGGGAACGUCGUCGUCGACAGCAGCGUCGUCGACAUGUACGCCAAAUGCGGCUCCAUGGCGGACUCCCAGCGGGUUUUCGACCGCAUGGCCGUGAAGAACGCGAUCUCCUGGUGCGCCCUGCUGGGGGGAUACUGCCACAGCGGGGACUACCACUCUGUGCUCCAGAUCUUCCGGGCCAUGGAUAAAGAAGACGACAACUACAGCCUCAGCACGGUUCUCCGCGCCUGCGCUGGGCUGACGGACGCGCGGCGCGGCAAAGAAGUUCAUGGCCAAUUCCUGCGGACGGGAGGUCGCAAGGACGUGAUCGUGGAGUGCGCCCUCGUCGAUCUGUACUGGAAAUGCGGACUCGUAGAUUACGCACACCGGAUGUUUGAGAAAAUUCCCAACAGAAAUCCGAUCACCUGGAACGCGAUGAUCUGUGGGUUAGCGCAGAACGGAAGGAGCGCCGAGGCCAUGAGCCUCUUCGGCGGCAUGGUGGCAGCGGGGGUACGCCCCGAUUACAUCACCUUCAUCGGGGUGCUCUUCGCCUGCAGCCACGCGGGGAUGGUCGAGGAAGGAAGGCGGAACUUUGGGUUGAUGAGCGACGAGUACCAGAUCAGCCCCGGAGUAGAACAUUACAACUGCAUGGUGGAUCUGCUGGGCCGGGCAGGUUUCCUGGAAGAGGCCGAGGCGUUGAUUAAAGACUCGUUCUUUGCCGAAGAUUCGUCCCUCUGGGCGGCGCUUCUGGGCGCCUGCGCGACGUACUCGGACCCGGCGGUGGCGGAGCGGGUGGCGAAGAAGAUGAUGCAGCUGGACCCGCACUGCCAUCUGAGCUACGUCCUCCUCGCGAACACCUACAAGACCGUGUGCCGCUGGGACGACGCGUCGGAGAUCUUGAGGAGGAUGAAGCAGAUGGGGAUAAGGAAGACCGAGGGCAAGAGCUGGAUUUAA
Messenger RNA from Spirodela intermedia, 1833 nucleotides. The record is from the annotation of a GenBank genome assembly. NCBI's taxonomy places the organism in Eukaryota, Viridiplantae, Streptophyta, Magnoliopsida, Alismatales, Araceae.